Triplophysa rosa is the source of this 4375-nucleotide messenger RNA. RefSeq names its product solute carrier family 38 member 4 (gene slc38a4). The transcript has 16 exons. Bases 518 to 2134 code for a protein of 538 amino acids. Lineage: Eukaryota; Metazoa; Chordata; Actinopteri; Cypriniformes; Nemacheilidae. Gene Ontology annotation, biological process: amino acid transmembrane transport. The record is from RefSeq and is a predicted model, not a curated record. Gene Ontology annotation, molecular function: amino acid transmembrane transporter activity.
UUAUUAUCCUAGUAUCAAAGGUUUAAAAUGUACGGAUAGAUUUGGAUAUUUUUGAAUUCAGUUCAGGUUUAGCCUCUGGUCAGUGACCUCGCAAUUGUUUGUGCACACGCCAUCAGAUGGGCACGCAGAUUGGCGGCUGGAGUCAGGCCGUCCCGCGGUGUCCUCAAUAUCUGUGUCCGUGAGGACGAACAACCCUAUCCACCCACCAGAUUCUUGCCUCACUGCAAACACAAGUUGAUGCAACGCAUCGCCUUAUCUCCAACUUGUUUUUGGAAGCCUGUGUGGCCUGGAGUGACGCAGGUGCUGAUGGUGGGGGUCAACUGGGGGGACGGGGGUUCACACCCAAUAGUUUUCGAUCGGAGCGUUUUGAUUGGUUAAAGGUGGCCCUCCCAACGUUCUUUAAAGCUGCCACUCACCUCCGGGGCUAAAUGCGAAGCUCAACCUCGUUCUGUCAGCACAUCUCGUAUUCUUCAUUUGAGCCGGCACACGCUACGAUAUCCUGAUCACGUCUGUAAACAUGGACCGCAUGGAGCUGAAGAAAGUCAACACAGAGGCGGACGAUGACAGCAGCUACACAGAACCCAUGGAUUCAGAGAAGGCCACUAUGAGCAGUCAGUUCCUGGAUCAAGAUGAUGCAGAGAGCCAGAAGUUUCUCACUAAUGGAAUGAUGAUGAAGAAGAAGAAAUAUGAGGAAUACGAUGAAGAAUAUCAUCCGGGUCACGCGUCUUUCGGAAUGUCCGUCUUUAACCUUAGUAAUGCAAUCAUGGGCAGUGGAAUUCUGGGAUUGUCUUUUGCCAUGGCCAACACGGGCAUCAUACUGUUUAUAAUUCUUCUGUUUGGUGUGGCCAUUCUGUCUCUGUACUCAGUUCAUCUGUUACUAGUGACGGCAAAAGAAGGAGGCUCGCUGAUCUAUGAGAAGCUCGGAGAGAGAGCGUUCGGCUGGCCGGGGAAGAUGGCGGCCUUUGGGUCUAUAACUCUACAAAAUAUUGGAGCCAUGUCAAGUUACCUGUUCAUUGUCAAGUACGAGCUGCCGGAGGUCAUACGAGCUUUCAUGGGUCUGGAGGAGACCUCUGGUGAAUGGUACAUGAAUGGGAAUUACCUGGUGGUGUUUGUGUCCGUCGGAAUAAUUUUACCCUUAUCCCUGCUGAAGAAUCUGGGAUAUCUUGGAUACACCAGUGGUUUUUCUCUCUCCUGCAUGGUGUUUUUCCUGGGCGUGCUGAUCUAUAAGAAGACGAUUCUCCCGUGUCCUCUUCCCUUCUUUUACCAACACGACUCAAACAUGAGCGCUAAUGGAUCAGACGCGUUGGGUAUGUUUACGCUUCAGAACGCCUCGGUGCUGGCGUAUAUCUCUGAAACCGCUGUGAACGGACCUCACCUGGAUCCUCGCGCACCUGUCCACGACUCCACGGUUCAGUACACGGCACACCCCGAAGGCGCAGAGGAAAUGUGCACGCCCAAAUACUUUGUGUUUAAUUCUCAGACCGCUUACACCAUUCCCAUUCUGGCCUUUGCGUUCGUGUGUCAUCCUGAAGUUCUGCCCAUCUACAGCGAACUGAAAGAUCGAUCUCGUAAGAAGAUGCAGACGGUGUCAAAUCUUUCCAUUCUAGCUAUGUUGGUUAUGUACCUGUUCUCGGCUCUCUUUGGUUAUCUGACAUUUUAUGAUCACGUGGAGGCUGAGUUAUUACACACCUUCACUAAAGUCUAUAAGUUUGAUACGAUGCUUCUGUUGGUGCGUUUGGCUGUUCUGACCGCUGUGACCCUCACCGUUCCCAUAGUGCUGUUCCCUAUCCGGUCGUCCGUCAUCACGCUGUGUUUCGCAGGAAAAGAGUUCAGCUGGAUCAGACACAUCAUCAUUGCAGCUGUGAUACUGGCCUUUAACAAUCUGCUGGUGAUUUUUGUUCCCACCAUCAGAGAUAUCUUUGGAUUCAUUGGAGCAUCUGCAGCCACAAUGCUCAUCUUUAUACUGCCGGCAGCGUUUUACCUGCGACUAGUCAAGAGUUUACCAUUCAGAUCACCACAGAAAAUAUCAGCGGCCAUUUUCCUGGUGGUGGGCAUAAUCUUCAUGAUUGGCAGUUUGACUUUGAUCGCUAUGGACUGGAUUCACAAUCCUUCCGGUUCUAAAGAAGCUCAAUAAACCCCGCUCACCCCUCACCCAAAGGUGCUGAAACUGAAACCACCUCAUCAGAGAACAUGUCAACAUGGACGUUCAGUUCUGAUUGAACCCUGUGCCUCUCUCUCGCUCUCUCGAAGAUCUCAUGUGUUGUUUUAAACUCUCCUUUCUGUUUUCUUACUACUCAAAUCUCUUCGCCCGCGGGUCACGGGGAGAGAGACAGCGGGUGCCAGCGUCAUUAUCUGUGGGAGAGAACAUUGAUAACCGCCUCAUAGAGAGAGAGAGAGAGAGAGAGAGAGAGAGAGAGAGAGGGGGAGAGAGAGAGUCGGGCAGAAGGUUCAUGGAACAAAAAGCACUUCUGGAUUUGUCUUCAAGACACGCCAACAAAGAUACAUUUUAUAAUCACGUUUGACUUUCAUUAGGCAACAUUAGUGCUCAUUGAUAAUUAGUUUGUUGUUUUUCUUUUAGUGUUUUUUUAAAGAAAUAGUUCACAUAAAAAAUACAACUCACUGUCGUUUUCUCACUCUCAUGCCCGUUCCAAACAGUCAAAUGAAUCUAGACAUGUGCUGAACAAAAAACACCAACAAUGUUAAAUCUUUUUGAUCUUUCAUUGUGUUCAAUUCUGAAGUGAGUGAAUUGAGACUGAAUGUUUUUGUUUGGGUGAACUAUUUAACAUUACCGUGAAAUCACAUUUCCUCUUCGUGAAGGAAAACGGUCCAAUUAUCAAUCUUGGAACCAAAAUGAAGAAGUUGAGCAAACAGGCUGCUUUUCCUUUUGAAGUGAUCCAUAACACCAGAACAGCACAGUAAGAUCAGAUCUGCUUUAUUCAGUGUAAAAUGAAUGGAAAGAAAUGUUUAGGUGAUGCCAAGCGGGCAGGGAAGGUCUGACUCAUUUUAUAUCAUAAGUCAUCUCAUACGAGCCCCGACCUGACGCCUCAAGAGCCCAAAGAUCAAGCUCCCGACAUCCGGUCGCCAAACGAUCCAUGUAGGUGAAGAUCUGAGGUCUUUCUGUGUUGUAUCUCACCACACUUCCUCUCCGGAGAAAAAUAACGUUUACAGACGCGCCUGUCUGCCAUCCGUGUUGAAACGGUUUCUGUGUGCGCAGGUUCUGCUCUGGUCCUGCCAAAGCAGACGAUAUUUAAAGAUCAUUUGGUGAUCUACGUACUCAUAAAGCAAAUAUUUCAAAUGAAAUGGUUAUGAUAUUUUUGCAUGUUUUAUAUCAAAACAUUGUAUAUGGUUUGUAAAUAGUCAGCUUUUUUGGACGUUGGAAAGGGAUGAUACAUCAAAUGUUCACCAGUAGAGUUUUAGUAUAAUAUUUUAGAUAUGGAAGCCAUUGUGACUUCGUUUUUUCUUUUGUAAAUUUGUAGAAAAGCUGUUGUAUUUCUGUUGUUCCUUCUGUUGGACAGUUUUUAUGAUGAACUGGAGCUGUGUGUCUGUGUGUUUUGUUGUUUUUCUGUAUGUUACUUGAUGAUUUUGAGCAGCUGGAAUGGUACUUGACAUCCAUUGUUUCUGUUUGAAGUUCCUCUUUGGAAUAUGAAUAGACGAUAGAUGGGACGAUGUUUGGCAAACAUCCAGCCUUUUUGUAACUAUCAGAUAGAUUGUGUUUAUGUCUCAGCGAUAUUGAGCAGUAUUGUCUUCCACAGUUUACCUCUUCAAAGUAUUGGACUGACAUUUCUUACAUGUGUGAGUUUAAUAUGGAGUUUAAAGUCAACAUGAAAUCACAAAGGACCCUGUUAAUAAUUUAGUCUAAACAAAAAACAGUUUGUCUUCCAUAGUUUUGCAUCAAAGUGUUCAUCUUUUAAAAAAGACUUUUAUUCGUCAUAUCGAGACGCUUACAGCAUUCUUUUAGUGGAUACAGAAAUGUCUAACCAUUUUGUCUCUUGAAUGGAUCGUUUCAUGAAGAACUUCAAGCGCGUUUACUCUCCCUUGAACAUCCCGGUCAGUCUGUACUUUUGUCUCACAGGCCUGUGCCUGUUACUUCCUUCAGGGAAAAUAUGCAGGAGUAUUUCAAUCUGAAUGUACAAAUUAAAACCGUUUACAUGUAUUUUGGUAAUGUGACAUAAACGCUGUAGUUGAAGCGUAGAGGAACACACACUAGUGAGAAAUGACUGUGCACAAAAUGCCUUACUACAAUCUCACAAAAGUGCCGUGUGACUGCCGCUAGCCAAUCAGCCAAUCAAGAGCAGUCGUUGCAUUGGGGGAUUUUUGUAUCACUGAAGCUGUUUCCAUGUUAUGUAACAUGACGAAUAAAGAAAAUGUGAAGCUA